Molecule: messenger RNA, 1584 nt
Organism: Phaethon lepturus (White-tailed tropicbird)
Lineage: Eukaryota; Metazoa; Chordata; Aves; Phaethontiformes; Phaethontidae
Gene: PAK2
Product: p21 protein (Cdc42/Rac)-activated kinase 2
Exons: 14
Coding region: 1-1584 (527 amino acids)
Biological process (GO): intracellular signal transduction; regulation of axonogenesis; regulation of MAPK cascade
Cellular component (GO): cytoplasm
Molecular function (GO): protein serine/threonine kinase activity; ATP binding
Source: RefSeq, a predicted model, not a curated record
AUGUCUGACAAUGGAGAACCGGAAGACAAGCCACCAGCUCCUCCCGUCCGGAUGAGCAGUGCUAUCUUCAGUUUAGGGGGCAAAGACCAGUUGUCUGCCAACCACAGCUUGAAACCCCUGCCCUCUGUACCAGAAGAGAGAAAACCUAGGAAUAAAAUCAUCUCCAUUUUCUCUAGCACGGAAAAAGGAAGCAAGAAGAAGGAAAAGGAAAGGCCAGAAAUUUCCCCACCGUCAGAUUUUGAGCAUACCAUCCAUGUUGGCUUUGAUGCUGUUACUGGAGAGUUCACUGGAAUGCCAGAGCAAUGGGCUCGGUUGCUUCAGACCUCAAAUAUCACGAAGCUAGAACAGAAGAAAAACCCCCAGGCGGUACUAGAUGUGCUGAAAUUCUAUGACUCUAAAGACACAGCAAAACAGAAGUAUCUGAGUUUUUCUGCUCCAGAAAAAGAUGGUUUCCCUUCAGGAACGCCAACGGUGAGUACCAAUGCCAAAGGUUCAGAACCAUCAACAGCUGUGGCAGAUGAUGAUGAGGAUGAUGAAGAAGCUCCUCCUCCUGUUAUUGCUCCACGGCCAGAUCACACAAAAUCGAUUUAUACACGGUCUGUAAUUGACCCCAUCCCUGCACCAGCCAGUGACACUUCUGUUGACAGUGCAACGAAAUCGGGUGAUAAGCAGAAAAAGAAGACCAAAAUGUCGGAUGAAGAGAUCAUGGAAAAACUACGCACUAUUGUGAGCAUAGGAGAUCCCAAGAAAAAAUACACCAGAUAUGAAAAAAUCGGGCAGGGGGCUUCAGGUACAGUUUUCACAGCUAUUGAUGUGGCAACGGGGCAGGAGGUUGCUAUUAAACAGAUAAACCUGCAGAAACAGCCCAAGAAGGAGCUGAUUAUUAAUGAGAUCUUGGUAAUGAAGGAGCUAAAGAACCCCAACAUAGUCAACUUCCUGGACAGUUACCUCGUAGGAGAUGAAUUGUUUGUGGUGAUGGAGUAUCUAGCUGGAGGCUCACUAACAGAUGUGGUCACUGAAACAUGUAUGGAUGAAGCACAGAUUGCUGCUGUUUGCAGAGAGUGCUUGCAAGCGCUUGAGUUCUUACAUGCCAACCAGGUCAUCCACAGAGACAUUAAGAGUGACAAUGUGCUGUUAGGAAUGGAUGGAUCAGUUAAGCUAACCGACUUUGGUUUCUGUGCUCAGAUCACCCCAGAGCAGAGCAAGCGCAGCACUAUGGUUGGAACUCCUUACUGGAUGGCUCCUGAAGUGGUCACACGGAAAGCGUACGGCCCUAAAGUGGAUAUCUGGUCUCUGGGCAUCAUGGCUAUUGAGAUGGUGGAAGGAGAACCCCCAUACCUCAACGAAAACCCCCUGAGGGCUUUAUAUUUGAUAGCAACUAACGGGACACCAGAGCUGCAGAACCCUGAGAAACUGUCCCCAAUAUUCCGGGAUUUCUUGAACCGAUGUUUGGAGAUGGAUGUAGAGAAAAGAGGAUCAGCCAAAGAAUUGCUACAGCAUCCCUUCUUGAAACUGGCCAAACCUCUGUCUAGCUUGACGCCGCUGAUCUUGGCAGCCAAAGAAGCAAUGAAGAGUAACCGCUAA